This is a messenger RNA of Ectocarpus siliculosus, 420 nucleotides long. Lineage: Eukaryota; Phaeophyceae; Ectocarpales; Ectocarpaceae. The record is from the annotation of a GenBank genome assembly.
AUGUUCAAUGACUCACAGCUACUGCACAAGGUGGUGAACGGGGACUUGCCGGGUGUCCAGGAGUUGGUGAAUGCUGGAGUGAGUGUAAACGGCAAUCUUCGCCCCCUGCGAGACAUCCCGCUCAUCCUCGCAACCGUGGAAGGUCAUAUCCGCAUCGCUAAGUUUCUGAUCGCAAGAGGAGCCAACCUAGAGUCGGCCUGCCUUGAAGACGUUGGAAACGAAAAUGGAGAAAUGUCCGCGAGGAAAGGGACGCGCGCACUUCAUCUUUCCUCCAGCCCUGAAAUGACCUCUGUGUUGCUGAAGGCUGGGGCAUGUCUCAACGCCACGGACGCGGACGGGUGCACCUCUCUCGUACGAACUGGCGGUGGGGAUGGUACGAGAGCUGCUCAAGGGAAAUGCCGACCCCAGGUUGACCACUAA